Messenger RNA from Exserohilum turcica Et28A, 631 nucleotides. RefSeq lists its product as uncharacterized. The transcript has 2 exons. The record is from RefSeq and is a predicted model, not a curated record. Bases 76 to 363 code for a protein of 95 amino acids. NCBI's taxonomy places the organism in Eukaryota, Fungi, Ascomycota, Dothideomycetes, Pleosporales, Pleosporaceae.
ACAGCCAACCUCCAGACUCCUGUUCCACAGCUUCUAGUACAGCACAACGACAAAGAUUACCCGAGUCACUCCAGCAUGUCUAACCAAGCGCAGCCAACCCCACAAGAGCCUUCGGAGAUGCCUCCGCCUUCAGCCGGUGACGAACUGCCAGGUCCUAUUGUGGGUUCAGGAGAGCCAGACCGCAUGGUGUACAAGGAUGAUGAAGGAGUCGAACACAGCAUCCGCAUACCUAUCGGGCAGUUUCAAACAGCUUGUCAAUAUUAUAUUGACAAGGAUUGGGAGGCUCUCGGGCGAUUUCCUCCAUGGACCGAGACGUCGGAACAGCCUCAAGGGGAAAGCGGCAUGGGGGGAGGGCAACAGUGAAGCAAGAGCAGACUCGUCUCAUGGGCCUCAGGAGGGUUAAAUGCCAAGUCUUGGAAUGCAGACUCGAGGAGAGGGGUCGGAGUGAAGGACUUCACCGCAGGCUAGCGGGAUACUUGUGAAGUUAUAAAGGCAUCGUCUGUCGCUCUCACAGAAUCAUCACUCUUCACCAUCUUUACAUCCUCGCACUUUUCCGCACCAUCAUUGAACCAAUAUGCAGUUUAUCAGCACUCUUGUUGCCAUAGCAUGCAUGGCUACAGCCUGCAGCGCC